AGAACGAGCGCAGCAGGCGGUUACAAAUGUGUGUGUGUGUGUGCGUGUGACAGAGAGAUACAUGCUUUCACUUUCACUCCCUGCCAUCCAUUGAUUUAGUGACGUGUCCAUACAACACAAAGAGUGUCCAUAACACACGAAACGACGACAUUAAGUCGACUUAAGAGAAAGAAAGAGAAACUCGAAGUCGAAGUCCGCCAUGGCGUUUGAGUAUCCUGCCGCAAGAAGAAAUGAGAGUCAGGUGGAUGACUACCAUGGAAAUAAGAUCUGCGACGCCUAUGCAUGGCUGGAGGACGCGGACAGUGCAGAGACAACGGCUUUUGUCGAGGAGCAGAACAAACUGACCAUGCCAUACCUGGAGCAGUGUGCUGUCCGGGAUCAGUUCCACCAGCGUCUCACUGAGCUCUACAACUAUCCAAAAUACAGCUGCCCCUUUAAGAGAGGGAAGAGGUUUUUCUUCUUUCACAAUAAAGGUCUGCAGAACCAGGAUGUGCUGUUUGUGCAGGACACUCUUGACAGCCCUGCCACAGUAUUCUUCGACCCAAAUACCCUCUCUGAAGAUGGCACUGUAGCACUGAAGAUGGGCCGCUUGUCUGAGGAGUGUGAGUACUUUGCGUAUGGUUUGAGCAGCAGCGGUUCAGACUGGGUAACAAUGCAUUUCAUGGUGGUUGAUGACCUCACCCCUCUGCCUGAUGUACUGGAGAGGGUUAAAUUCAGCUGCCUGGCCUGGACUCACGAUGCAAAGGGUAUCUUUUACAACAGCUACCCACCUCAAGAGGGCAAAGCUGAUGGCACGGAGACCACCACCAAUGUCAACCAGAAGCUCUACUACCACGUCAUUGGCACCAAACAGUCAGAGGACAUACUGGUCGCAGAGUUCCCCGAUCAUCCUAAGUGGCUCAGUUCAGUCAUUAUUACAGAUGAUGGCCGUUAUGCUGUUUUGUCCAUCAGUGAAGGAUGUCAGCCCGUCAACCGGCUAUGGUACUGUGACCUCCAGCAGCUCCCUGAAGGCAUCACAGGUGUGUUGCCAUGGGUCAAACUUGUGGACAACUUUGAUGCCCAGUACUCAUACAUCACCAAUGAGGGGACUGUAUUCACGUUCCGCUCCAACUUAGAUGCUCCCCGGUACCGUCUUAUCAACAUUGACAUCCAGAAACCAGACAUGCAGCACUGGACUACCCUCAUACCACAGCAUGACAAGGACGUAUUGGGCUUAGUCUCCUGUGUGAACCAGCACCACCUGCUGGUCAACUACAUCCAUGACGUGAAGGACAUCCUGCAGGUGUAUGAGCUGUCCUCGGGUCAGCUGGUCAGAGAUCUGCCCCUGGAUGUUGGAACCGUGGUUGGAGUGAGCUGCAAGAAGAAACACUCUGACUUCUUCUACAAGUUCACCUCGUUCACUACACCAGGUAUCAUUUACCACUGUGAUUUGAGCGAGUCAAACCCAGAGCCCAGUGUUUUCAGAGAAGUGGAGGUCAAAGGCAUCAAGCAAGAUGACUAUCAGACCAGCCAGGUGUUUUAUCCCAGUAAAGAUGGCACCAUGAUCCCCAUGUUCUUAGUUCAUGCUAAGGGCCUAAGGAAAGACGGGUCCCAUCCUGUUUUCCUGUACGGCUACGGAGGCUUCGAGGCUUCCAUACAACCACACUACGAUGUUGCGUACCUGCUCUAUGUGAGACACCUGGGAGGCAUCCUUGCAGUGGCAAACAUCAGAGGGGGUGGAGAGUACGGCCUCACCUGGCACAAAGGCGGCACUUUGGGAAACAAGCAGAACUGCUUUGAUGACUUCCAGUGUGCAGCCGAGUAUCUGAUCAAGGAGAAUUACACCACAGCCAGCCGUAUCGCCAUCAACGGAGCUUCUAAUGGAGGGCUGCUUGUGGGUGCAUGUGUGAACCAGCGUCCGGACCUGUUCGGCUGUGCUGUGGCAGAGGUGGGGGUGAUGGAUAUGCUGAAGUUCCACAAGUUCACUAUUGGCCAUGCCUGGACCACCGACUACGGCUGCUCUGAUGACCACGAGCAGUUCAAGUGGCUCAUCAAGUAUUCUCCUCUUCAUAACCUGCCUCAGCCUCCUUACUCAGGCACCCCAUACCCAGCCGUCCUGCUCCUGACAGCAGAUCAUGAUGACCGCGUGGUUCCUCUGCACACCCUGAAGUACUGCGCGGCCCUGCAGCAUGGAGUGGGCAGCAGCGCCGGGCAGCGUCAGCCUCUGAUGGUCAGAGUGGACACCUCCAGUGGGCACGGGGCCGGGAAACCCACCGCCAAACACAUCCUGGAGAACACGCACAUCUUCUCCUUCGUCGCUGAGACACUCGGGCUCAGCUGGAAGGACUGAGAAGAUUAGAGAAGUGAAGGGAGAUGAAAGGAAGAGUUGUUUGUUUGUUUGAUAAAAAAAAAAAAAAACACUUGAAUGUAAUCGUGAAACUAAAGAGUGAGGUAACAGAAGGAUUUAAGAGAAAACAAGGCUUAUGAGGUAAUGUACAAAAAUACCUACUUUGAAUGUUUACUGUAAUUCUGGGAUGACAUUUUAAUCUUAUAAAACCUAUCUGCACUAUGCUUAUUUUUUUUAUUAUAUUAUAUAUAGUGUUAAAAAUCAGAAUAUGAUCUUCUAAUUACAUCAAACUAGAACUAAAAUGUUCUGCAAUGUUCAAAAUCCUGCCUGUAUUUGAGUUGCCUGUUGUUUCUGACUUUUUCUUGAUUGAUUUUAACUUUUCUAAGGUCAAAUAAAGAAAAUAAAGUUUUUAAAUUCCCAAAAAUA
Notolabrus celidotus (New Zealand spotty) is the source of this 2752-nucleotide messenger RNA. Its product is annotated as prolyl endopeptidase-like. Gene Ontology annotation, molecular function: serine-type endopeptidase activity; oligopeptidase activity. Bases 200 to 2329 code for a protein of 709 amino acids. The record is from RefSeq and is a predicted model, not a curated record. The transcript has 15 exons. Gene Ontology annotation, biological process: proteolysis. Lineage: Eukaryota; Metazoa; Chordata; Actinopteri; Labriformes; Labridae. Gene Ontology annotation, cellular component: cytosol.